Patiria miniata (bat star) is the source of this 1926-nucleotide messenger RNA. Its product is annotated as growth factor receptor-bound protein 2-like. The record is from RefSeq and is a predicted model, not a curated record. The coding region runs from base 321 to 1094 and encodes 257 amino acids. The transcript has 8 exons. Gene Ontology annotation, molecular function: protein binding. NCBI's taxonomy places the organism in Eukaryota, Metazoa, Echinodermata, Asteroidea, Valvatida, Asterinidae.
UUCAAUGUACUAAAAUGACGUGUGAAGUAUGCAUCACCCACCAGACCACCGACCCUGAACUCCAGUCUUAUUUUGGUAAAUAACAUUCUUUGCGAAUUUACCGUUGACUGUUGGGACUUAACACCCAGGAAGGACGUUUAUGUUCACUUUUGGAGAAUGCUCCUCCUUUGAUGCCAAAAAAAGACGAUUCUUCUCGAGUUUUUUUCUGUCUCCAGUGGAAUGCGUUGACUGCUUAAUGUGUUGUAACACAUCUCAAAGAAAAGUUUGACGGGAAAAAAAACCACUAAACUCAAACGAUCCUCUAUAAGUAUAAAUCAAGCAUGGAGUGCGUCGCUCGCUACGAUUUCACAGCUGCCCGACCAGAUGAGCUGUCGUUCAGGGAACGAGAUGUUCUCAAGGUUAUUAUUGACCCCGAUAAGAACACGGAAGAUGAUUGGGCAACGGCUGAAUUGAAGGGCAAAGUAGGAUUGAUUCCCAAGAACUACAUCACCAGCCCGGAAUGGUUUUACAAAGGUCUGUCCAGAAACAGAGCUGAGGAGAUUCUGCAGGAUAACGAGCCCGACGGGGCUUUCCUCAUCAGAGAGAGCGAGAGCUCUCGGGGAGAUUUCUCUCUCUCGGUCAAGUUUGGGACUGGGGUGCAGCAUUUCAAAAUUCUGGUGGAUAAGGCCACCCGCCGUGUCUUUCUAUGGGAGAAGAAGUUCGACACCAUCAACCAGCUAGUCAACUUCUUCCGGAUGAACAGCGUCAGCAAGACAAACAACAAAGUGUUCCUCCGGGACAUGGGGAAAAAGAAAUCGGCCGUCAUGGACUCGAUACAAGGAGCUAGUGGUGCCAACGGAGUGACCAGCCCAUUUCAGCAGAAACAAAGUCCGUGGGGCAAGGUGACCCAACAUAAACCGAUGAAGCCUGCCGUGGAGCAGAAACCAAGGGUCAAAGCCAUGUAUGACUUUGAGCCCCAAGACAACAACGAGCUAGAACUACGAGCCGGGGACGUCGUGGAGGUACUGGACAAGUCGGAUCGCGAUUGGUGGUUUGGCAAACUCCGGACAAAGACGGGCCUCUUCCCGAGCACAUACGUUCAGGAACUUAAAUAACCUUGUUUUCAGGUAUUCUCAUCCUUCCAUCUCCCUUUUUCAACCCGGAAAAGUCAAAGGUCCAAUACAAAGAGCAUGUUUCUCCAGCUCGAUAAUAAAUUUGAUUUAUAUUUCUGAACUCACAUCAAAAAGGCACAUGGCUUUUAAAAAAAUUAAUUCACCUUAAUACAUGGUCAAACGACAAGGUUUUGGACUGCUUAGGUUACUCAUUUGUUUCAGAAGCUAAGAUUUGUUUUGACGUAAUACACACACACCUUUAGUAAAAAUGUCAAAUGCUAAUGUUGCUUCAGACUGAACGAAUACCAGUUGAUGAAGUUGCUAGUGUUAACAUUAGCAAUUCAGGAAAGUUGGUUUUGUGGAGAUUUCAUACCUGAGUUAUUUAGGAGAGUCAUGUGACUCAGGACCAUACUGCGUAUAUUUGUCCUUCGUUGUCAUGGUGGUUUGCAAAAAUAUAUCCUUUGGAUGUUUGAUGUAUGUUUUAUGUCGGUGUGUGGCCCUCAGAAACAUAGAAAUUCAUCAUUUAUUAGGAUUUUCAAAAGAGCUUUUAGUCCUUCCCAAAGUAUUCCAAUAUCAUUUCAAGGUAGCCUGGUGACUGAUGACUUUUACGCACUUUUUCCCUACUCAUGCACUGUACAAUUUUGGUUAGGCUUGGGAAGAACUGAAAAAAAUUAUACUUCGCACUAUUAAAUGGUUUUGAAUGUGUAACAAGAGUUUUUCUAUUCUUGAUAAGGUAGGCAUAUUACCACAGUGUGACAAAAACAAUUUUACUUGCCAUGAAUUUUGCUAUUUUUGUUUAAAAAAAAACUUUUUGUGAAAGGUUAUUGAUAAAAUA